AUGGAGCCGGAACCGGCCGGACAGCGCGCGGACGCCGCGGCGCCCCCGCCGCCUUUCGUGCGCGUCGCCCGCUCGCUCUUCCUCGGGAGCGCGCGCGCCGCGGCCGCGCCGGAGCCGCUGGCGCGCGCGGGCGUCACCCUGUGCGUCAACGUCUCGCGCCAGCAGCCCGGCCCGGGCGCGCCCGGCGUUGCCGAGCUGCGCGUGCCCGUGUUCGACGACCCGGCGGAGGACCUGCUGGCGCACCUGGAACCCACCUGCGCCGCCAUGGAGGCCGCGGUGCGCGCCGGCGGCGCCUGCCUCGUCUACUGCAAGAACGGCCGCAGCCGCUCGGCCGCCGUUUGCACCGCCUACCUGAUGCGUCACCGCGGCCUCAGCCUGGAGCGGGCCUUCCGGACGGUGAAGAGCGCCCGCCCAGUGGCCGAGCCCAACCCGGGCUUCUGGUCCCAGCUCCAGAAGUACGAGGAGGCCCUGCAGUCGCGGUCCCUCCUGCCCAAGGAGCCCUCGGGCCCGAGUGAGCCCUAAGCGGUCAGCCCUGGAGGACGACCAGCCAACCCCAAAGCAGGACGCUGGGGGGUCUCCUGCAACCUCGGGGUGGGAAGGCGUAGUUCAUGCACUGACGGGAGGCUGGGUCAUCCGCUCCUGCCUCACGUCCCACGGAGUUUUCAUUUUCUGCAGCUUCCCAAAGCCCUCUGUCCCCGCUUGAUGGUAGUGUAGGGGUGUGUCCGCAGAGAACUGGGGAACCGCUCCUCCUCUGCUUCUCAGGUUUACUAGACAGGGCUUAAUCAGGAGCAUCAAAACCACUCGAGAAAACUUAGCCAGAAAAACAUUUACUACAGAGAGGUGGAGGGCGGGGAGCCAAGGUCAGGAGAUGGGGAAACCACAGGAGUCACGAGGACCUGCCACCUUGACCCUGGCUUCCUUCCACAUUCGGGACUGCCACCAGCUCAGGCCACGGUGGCUUUCCGAAACAGACUCGUAGCUGCUGUGACACAAGGGUGCGGGUUCGAGGCUCUGUAACAGACCACUCAGCUUGGGCUCCCCUGGGGCUCUCAGUGCCCGCACCCACUUCCUACCUUGCUGACCUCCCAGUUUCAGCCAAGGUCAGGCCCAGACCACACUAACCACCCAUGUGUCUGAGCACGUUGAUUACUCUGAUUCAGAGGCACCUCACCUGGGCAUCCUACAGCCUGAAGACUAUACUAGAAAAUUAAUCACCCUCAACACUCCUUAAAUAAGAUAAAGAGGAGAGAGUAAAGGAAAAAAUGGAUAAUACGUGAAUUACAGAUAGUGUAGUCCCUGGUUAACACAUACAAGUGUACACGUAACAAAAUAAUGGAUAGAACACCGAAUUUGGUGUUUGUCAUUUCCCUUGACCCUCAGCCAGUGCCUCAGGCCCUGGUCCUCCUAGUGGGGCGUGCGGAGCCUUCAUCCUGAAGGCCGAGCGUCCUGCCCGCACUGUGCUGAGCCCUCUGUGAUCUCCUGCACAACCCAGGGGUCCUGAGCGGCAUGAGCACAGUACCCCGAGUCCCGGCACAGCGAAGCCCUGCCGCCCCUUCAGAGUCAGGGUCAGGGAGUUUCCGUGAGGUCUGGUAGUUAGGAUUUGGUGUUUUCCCUGCUGAGGCCUAGGGUCAGUCCCUGGUCGGGGAACUAGGAUCCUACGAGCUGCACAGCACUGCACUCCCCCCACCCCCCGCCAAAAAAAAGUGUCAGUCACCAAGCAGAGCAACUCUGAUUUGUGCCUUGAGGACUCUCAACUGGCUAAGUAGGGUCUCAGCGUCCUGUCCCAGGUGUGUCCCAGAUGGAAGCAUCCCACCUGCAGAUGAAGACCUCUGACCAAGCAGAGCCCAAAGGGUAAAGCUGGGGAGCCUGCACUCCAUGGGGGAGGCCCUGGGGUGGUUGUGAAGGGGGCCCCAUCCUCCCCAGCCUUCCUGCUCCUGUUCCUGGUUUGCCAGCACGAUGGCCCCUGGCUCAGAGCACACCCCACCCCCUCCAGGUCAGCACCCAGCCCUGCGCAGCACCACGCAUCAGCAGCGCCCACCUCCAAGAGCCACAGCCCUCGUCAUAACCCGACUUCUGCCACCUUUAUGGAGGGCUCGCCAGCUGCCGCCUACUCCCGACAGGCCCCUCACAGCUCAUGUUGCUUCCCAUCUACCUGUGAACAGCUCCUGCUGUUACCUCCACAUUGCGGGUGAGGCCGCAGUGACUGCAUCUGUGACCUCAGGCAUACUGAGUGGUUUGCCCAGCAGGGAGGUCCGGAGCCAGGACCUGAGCCCAGAUCUUUUCCGUGUGCUUGUGGUGCGCUUGCUGGCAUGCCCCCUCACCUGCUGGCGUGGCCCGGGUGACACAGGCGCACGGAUGUCAGAGACCGGGCCAGACCUUGGUCCCCUAGCUCCAUUCGGAGAACCGGCCAAGUCUGCCUGCCGCCAGAGGCCCAGGGGCAGCACAGCCCCCACCUGAGCCCAUGGGCCUCCUGGAGGUCCUUCCACUGCCGGGUCCGCCCGCUAGCAGACGAGGCCAGGGGCCGGCUCCCCUCCCAGGGCCUGCACACUCGAACAAGGGCAGCCAGUCUGUGCCCACCAGGAGAAGGCUGGGUGCAGGCGCAUCCGCCCACCAAGCCAGCCAGGGCUGGACCAUCCGCAGGCUGGUGUGUGGGGCUUCCCUGGUGGCCCAGUGGUUAAGACUCCACCUUGCAAUGCAAGGGACACUGGUCCAGGAAGAUCCCACAUCCCACAGGGCCACAAAGCCCUGCGCCAGGGAACUGUGGAGGCCUGCGCUUUACAGCCUCUUCUCCACAAGAGAAGCCACCGAAGCGAGCAGCCCGCACACCGCAAGGAAGAGUAGCCCGCACCAGCACGAGUUUGCAGCAACAAAGGCCCA
Messenger RNA from Budorcas taxicolor (takin), 2877 nucleotides. RefSeq names its product dual specificity phosphatase 28 (gene DUSP28). NCBI's taxonomy places the organism in Eukaryota, Metazoa, Chordata, Mammalia, Artiodactyla, Bovidae. The transcript has 2 exons. Gene Ontology annotation, cellular component: cytoplasm. The coding region runs from base 1 to 522 and encodes 173 amino acids. The record is from RefSeq and is a predicted model, not a curated record. Gene Ontology annotation, biological process: protein dephosphorylation. Gene Ontology annotation, molecular function: protein tyrosine/serine/threonine phosphatase activity.